UCGUCGCACAUAGGUAGAUCUGCAAUAGGAGUGGCGAGUGAUUACAAAGUUCCUUUAAUUUUUUUAGAAUAAUAGAAAUAUUAACGGAAUUGUUUUAUUGGAGAACAUUUCCCAGUUAGUGCUUCUCAUAUAAUCUCGUAUUUGGUUCCUGUGUUUUCAUUGAGGAGCUCUUUGAAUUCAAAAAUCGUGUCAGAAUGGCGAUGCACGUACCUUCAGCGCCGGGUUUCGCGCAGAUGCUCACAGAAGGAACCCGAUUUUACUCCGGUGUGGAUGAAACAGUGCAGCGGAGUAUUGAAGCAUGUCGCUUAUUGACGCGUAUUAUCAGUACUUCGUAUGGACCUAAAGGGUUGAACAAAAUGGUGGUGACACAUCUGGGAAAAAUGUUCAUUACGAACGACGCAGCGACAAUUGUCAAAGAACUCGAGAAUGAGCACCCCGGUGUGAAGUUGGUGAUUAUGGCCUCUGAAAUGCAAGAAAAGGAAAUCGGCGAUGCCACCAACUUUACUCUGAUAUUUGCGGGAGCGCUGUUGGAUCAAGCGGAAGAGCUUCUUCGUAUGGGAAUUUCGGUCGCAGAUAUUACGGAUGGGUACGAGCUAGCUUUAAAGAAAGCCUUGGAAUUGUUAGAGACGAUCGUUUGCGGAACUGUAACGGAUUUCCGCGAUCAAAACCAAAUAAGUCGCGCCAUUAAAGCUUCCAUCACCAGCAAGCAGUAUGGAAACGAAGAUUUUUUGACCAAAUUGAUCAGCACUGCCUGCAUUUCCUUAAUGCCGGAAAAAGGCAAAUCAUUCAAUGUGGAUCGUGUCCGCACCAUUAAACUCUUGGGUUCUGGUUUGCUCUCCUCAUCAGUGAUGAAUGGAAUGGUUUUUAAACGUGAAACCGAAGGCGACAUCAACAAAGCAGAGAACGCCAAGGUCGUGGUUUAUGCUUGUGCCGUCGACAUCAAUCAGACGGAGACCAAGGGAACGGUUCUUAUUAAAACAGCCAAUGAAUUAUUGAACUACACUAAAGACGAGGAAGACUUGCUCGAAAAGCAAAUCAAAGCGAUUGCUGAUACGGGAGCAAAAGUUGUCGUUUCCGGAGGGAAAGUGGGUGAUUUGGCGCUGCACUUCUUGAACAAGUACAAACUCAUGGCUGUCCGCCUCACGUCCAAGUUCGACAUCCGGCGUGUGGCUAAUUCUGUUGGUGCGAUCGCCCUCACGAACCUGAUCCCUCCGACAGCCGAUGACAUGGGACAUUGCGAUAAAGUGUAUCUGGACGAGAUCGGUGAUACAUCGGUGGUAGUGUUCCAGCAGGAAAAAAAAGAGGGCUCUAUUUCCACCAUCAUAUUGCGCGGAGCCACGGAUAACUCAAUGGACGAUGUGGAGCGAGCGAUUGAUGAUGGAGUUAAUAACUUUAAAGUCUUAACUAAGGAUGAGCGUCUUCUUCCUGGCGCCGGAGCUACCGAAGUGGAGCUUUCUCGGCUUUUGACGCAGUUUGCGGAUACGCGUUCCGGUUUGGAGCAGUACGCUGUGAAGAAAUUCGCCCAGGCCUUAGAAGUGUUUCCCAAAAUUUUGGCGGAAAAUGCUGGCGUGAAAGCCAUGGAAAUUUUAGCGAAACUCCAUGCCGCCCAUCAAGAAGGUCUGAAGAAUGUUGGAUUUAAUAUUGAGGAGGAUGGUGAAGCCAUAAUUGACGCCGAAAAAGCUGGAAUAUUUGAUCUGUUUCUUACUAAGAGUUCAGCAAUGAGGCUAGCGGUGGGAGCAACUAAUACCCUGCUGAAAGUGAACAAGAUUGUUAUGGCGAAACCAGCCGGGGGACCCAAGCCACCCAAGACCGGUCCUCAAGAUGCUGAUGAUGAAUAAAUGACAAUAUGUUCGUUACAGCAAGGUAGUUCUCGUUCGUGUAAUCUUUUUUUACCUUUAACUAGUUCCGGCUUUAGUGUUUUAUUGUUGUUUGCGUUAAGUGCAGCAAUGAUUUGUUUUCCACUUACGGGUUUUGUAUACGUGAACUUUAUUACAAUAUAUGUUUCCUCUUCGUUAAUAUAAGAAAAGAAUUUACCGCUACCAGUA
This is a messenger RNA of Paramacrobiotus metropolitanus, 2045 nucleotides long. RefSeq names its product T-complex protein 1 subunit theta-like. Lineage: Eukaryota; Metazoa; Tardigrada; Eutardigrada; Parachela; Macrobiotidae. The record is from RefSeq and is a predicted model, not a curated record. The coding region runs from base 195 to 1838 and encodes 547 amino acids. Gene Ontology annotation, biological process: protein folding. The transcript is spliced from 10 exons. Gene Ontology annotation, cellular component: chaperonin-containing T-complex. Gene Ontology annotation, molecular function: ATP-dependent protein folding chaperone; ATP hydrolysis activity; ATP binding.